AUGCAGAUUUAAAUACUCUUAAUAUUUACCAUUUUUAUUUCUUCUUGCUUAGCUGGAAAUUAUCUAGAUAAUUAUUUCUGCCAAAACGAAAUUUGUAACCAGUACUGGGUAAAUUGUAAGGAUUAAAAUUUAACUCCUGACUAAACUUAAUAUUGUGCUACAAGAUCAUUAUUUUUAGGAUGCAUUGCUUUAAUUGAUCAAAAUCUCUCACCAUCAGUCAAGUACCAAAAAUACAACGAUUGUAGAAAAUAGGUCACUUUCGAUAAUGGUAAUUAGUUUUUUUAUUUUUUGAACUGUUAAGUCAAUUGCGGAUACUAAUAGCUAUGGGUACAAUGCAGCUAAAAGCUAAAAUAAAUUGAUACUUGCCCAGGUACUGAUUGCCCUUCUUCUGAAGAUUUUUAAUCAUGGAAUAAUGAUUAUCAAAAAUGCACUGCUGAACAAGAUACAAAUCUAUGUUCAUUUGUUUCAGAUGAUUUAGUCACUGACUGUUCUAACUCAGUAAAAGCCAAGUGCAAAAUUUUAGCAUCAAAAUCAGCAGGAUCAUCUAAUAAAUAUGUAUAAUUGAUGUAAUGCAGCUCAAAUUCUAUGCUUCUUAUUUUCUCAUUAAUUGCCUUACUUAACUUUUUACUAUUCUGA
Molecule: messenger RNA, 636 nt
Organism: Tetrahymena thermophila SB210
Lineage: Eukaryota; Ciliophora; Oligohymenophorea; Hymenostomatida; Tetrahymenidae
Product: transmembrane protein, putative
Exons: 1
Source: RefSeq, a predicted model, not a curated record